Molecule: messenger RNA, 1011 nt
Organism: Daldinia childiae
Lineage: Eukaryota; Fungi; Ascomycota; Sordariomycetes; Xylariales; Hypoxylaceae
Product: Quinone oxidoreductase-like protein 2 like protein
Exons: 3
Coding region: 1-1011 (336 amino acids)
Cellular component (GO): mitochondrion
Molecular function (GO): zinc ion binding; oxidoreductase activity
Source: RefSeq, a predicted model, not a curated record
AUGCGGGGAAUCCAAGUCGGUCAAUAUGUCAAGGGCCCGAAAGAGCUUAAGAUAACCGAGCUCCCAGACCCAACACCAAAACCAGACCAGUACCUAAUCGAGGUGCACGCCGCGGCCACCAACUUCUUCGACAUCUUACAGAUACAAGGGAAGUAUCAAAACCAGCCUCCAUUCCCCUGGGUCGCCGGCGUCGAGUUCUCAGGUAUCGUCCUCGCCACGCCGUCUGCCUCCAAAUCGCCUAAGUUCCCAGUCGGCAGCCGCGUCUUCGGCGCCAGCCAAGGCGCCUACGCGACGCGCGUAUGCGCUGCGGAGCACGAGCUGCUGGCCGUGCCGCAGGGAUGGUCGUUUGCUGACGCAGCGGGCCUGUUCAUCACAGCGCCUACGAGCUAUAGCGCAUUAGUCCUACGCGCAGAUGUAAAGGCCGGCGACUGGGUGCUCGUGCAUGCAGCGGCGGGAGGUGUCGGAUUGGCUGCCGUGCAAGUCGCUAAGGCGUUCGGAGCGACUGUCAUUGCGACGGCAGGAACGCCGCAUAAGUUAGAGGUUGCGCGCCGGUUUGGUGCUGACCAUGUAGUGGAUUAUCGCGAUCCGAACUGGCCUGAUCAAGUGAAGAAGUUGACGCCAAAGGGUCGCGGCGUGGAUAUCGUGUAUGACCCCGUAGGGCUGGUAGACAAGAGCACCAAGUGCGUCGCGUGGAACGGGCGCAUCCUGGUAGUUGGGUUUGCAGCCGGGUCGAUUGAGAAGGUAGCUAUGAAUAAGGUACUGCUUAAGAACAUCAGUUUGGUCGGUAUCCAUUGGGGUGCGUGGGCGAAAUUUCAGAAGGAGGGGAUUCCCGUGGUGUGGAAUGGGAUCAACCAGUUGGUUGAGCAGGGCAAGUUCAAGGGUACUGUAUUCUCGGAUAAGGAGUUUAUUGGACUUGAGAGCAUUCCUGAUGCCUUGGUUGCGUUGGGGGGAAGAGAGACGUGGGGUAAGGUGGUCGUGAAGAUCCCGCAAGAGGGUGGGAGCAAGCUGUAG